UGGAAGUUACGGAAAUACAUACGUUGCCGCUGAAAAGCAGCAGUUGAGGCUCAGAGUGGGUACCAUUGUCUGCAAACAAGUAGAAUAUGAGCGUUUUAAUGUUUCUUCUUAGCUUCAUGUGACUUCCUUUAUUCUUCAUACGUUAUUCCGGAAAUGCAUCAGUUGAGGACACUUUCCAGAUCAAGGAUGUCAACAUGCAUCAUAUGAAAAUAUCUAAUCUGGUAUCGUGGACUGCAUUCAAUCAUCACCAAGACAGUUUCCCCCUGAGGACAACAAACAGCAUGUUUAGGAAUGGAAGGAAAAACUGGAGUGGAGAUUAUCUAAAACAAUAGAAAAUAUAAGUAUUUUGACUAUGUGAAUGGACGUGUUGUCCUGUGAGUACUUUCUGCCUGCUGUAGUCUAGACCUCUGCAGUUUUUCUGAACUCAAGUAUGUAGAGGAUGGAUCUGAAUAGACUUGUGUCACCAUCAAGAACCUCAGUUUUGCAAGCCUAAAGAAAUCAAGGAGGUGAAUAGACUGUGAGGCUUGGUGCUUUGCAAGACCAGUCCCUGAGGAUGCUGCAGACUGGUAACUUCUCACUGGUGCUGCUGAUCCAGUUGACACUGUUGGCCUAUGACCUCUUCGUCAACUCCUUCAGCGAACUCCUGAGGGGGGCACCAGUCAUCCAACUUGUGCUUUUCAUCAUGCAGGACAUCGCCAUCUUGUUCAACGUGAUCAUCAUUCUGCUGAUGCUGUUCAACACCUACGUGUUCCAGGUGGGCCUGGUUUCCCUGCUGCUGGAAAGGUUCAGAGGGCUGCUGAUACUCUCUGCUCUUUACCUGACGCUCAGCAUCUGCUUCCACUGCUGGGUGCUGAACCUCAGAUGGUUUCAGUCAAACCGAUUUAUUUGGACUGAUGGUCUUCAGGCUCUUUUUGUGUUCCAGAGAACAGCGGCAGUGUUGUAUUACUACUUAUACAAACGCACAGCAGAGUAUAUGGGUGACCCGAGGUUGUAUGAGGACUCUCUGUGGCUGCGAAACAUCUUCGCUAGAACUCGUCAGUGAAGAAGAGACAGUUUUGAGAAAGACUUUAAGGAAAACUUUUUAAGGAAAAUCUUUUUGUGUUAUUUGUAUAUCUAUGAAUCAAUCCAUAUUACUUGGAUUUAACAUUUCUGAAAGUUGAACUGAUACACAAGAAAAUAGGGCCAAAUUUAACAGCUGUUGACAAAUCUACAUGCUGGGUUGUCCAUCUUUAGACUUUUUUCAGAAUUUGGUUAAAGGACUCCCCAUUUAUUUCCCCUUAGAGGCCCCAGAGAAAAGUUUUCUUCGAUAAUUUAAGGUUAUCAUAUUGGGGGUGAGGUAUUCCUUUAAAAGGACCUCAGAUGGACGGCCCUUAUGACAUUAUAACACCAAGCAUCAUCAUCAGCCAUUCCAAAUUUUGGACUAUUUUUACAGCGAAGUCUCAAGCCGUUUGUUUACUGGCACUUCAAAGCCUGGUAAGCAGUUGGUCAAAAAGCUUACAGUGGCAGGUAAGCCAACUGUAGUGGUAUUGUAUUAACCAGGAUUGUGUCUGUUAAUCUAUGUGGCCUUUGUAAAUCAAUACAGUUGUAGACAGCAUGAAACGCAUUGAAAGAACAUUGUUCAGAUUUCAGUGUUUGCAAAUGGCAAGUUUGUUUUGAUUUGUACUAAUGUAACAAUAAAACAUUAACAUCAUAGUUUUGUUAUUCCCUCUGCAAAGAAAGAAAAUUGUUGUUUUUUUUGGCCUUAUCUAAGGUUAAUAUGUGCCGUUUACAUGGUUAAUGUCAUUUGAAUAAGCCAAUGUUAAAGUGAACUCAUUCUUCUGUGGGUGGGAAUGUUUGAACCGUGCCCCGCUGUUUUUAAUAAAUAAUCCUU
Eleginops maclovinus (Patagonian blennie) is the source of this 1870-nucleotide messenger RNA. RefSeq names its product transmembrane protein 138 (gene tmem138). The transcript has 5 exons. Gene Ontology annotation, cellular component: cilium. The record is from RefSeq and is a predicted model, not a curated record. The coding region runs from base 554 to 1042 and encodes 162 amino acids. Lineage: Eukaryota; Metazoa; Chordata; Actinopteri; Perciformes; Eleginopidae.